Helobdella robusta is the source of this 954-nucleotide messenger RNA. RefSeq lists its product as hypothetical. The transcript is spliced from 4 exons. Gene Ontology annotation, biological process: BMP signaling pathway. The record is from RefSeq and is a predicted model, not a curated record. NCBI's taxonomy places the organism in Eukaryota, Metazoa, Annelida, Clitellata, Rhynchobdellida, Glossiphoniidae. The annotation marks the transcript as partial. Gene Ontology annotation, cellular component: plasma membrane. Gene Ontology annotation, molecular function: coreceptor activity.
AAGCUCUGCCUCAUCUGGCGAACGUAUUUCGUCUGCCUGGCCAACUCGAGUCGCGUUUGUCACGGAGUCCUGCAGUAUCACGCCACCAAGCAAAGCAUCGGCUCCUAUCUCAAGGAAUUCGGUUGCUCCGUUGUCGGGCCGAUAUUCGAACAACCUAAUUUCGUGCCCAACUCUAAACCGAUCGUCUGCACGUACCACGGCAGAGGCAGCAACGAUUCACUACUGAAUCCCAAGUACAGAGUGUGUGGCGUCUUUGGGGAUCCACAUCUAAGGACGUUCGGUCAGCAGUUCGAGACCUGUGGCAUUCUUGGGGCCUGGCCCAUGGUCGACAACGAACAUUACACCGUGCAAAUCACGGCAGAGGGUCAUAGGGGGGGCUCUAUCGUUACCAAGGCAACAGUAAUGAUAAAGAAAGACGAGGAAUGCGCCUCACCACACCACUACCUCCUCUACCAGGCCACUUCCAACGACCUGCCACCGACAUUCGAAGACGGGUCGACCUCGGCCGGGCCCCAGGACAGCGUCAAACUCACUCACGUGCAGUCAGGGCGUCACGUGACGAUCACAUUACGUCAUCUCGACGUCACGAUAUCGAUUAGGAAGAUUCUGAAUACGGUUUCGGUUUUUAUCAGGACUCACGACGAUUUCGUGCAGCAUGCCGGUAUCGGUAACCGCGAAUCGGUACAGCUCUGUUCGGUCGGAUGUCCUGGAAGUUUGAGAAUUGAUUUAACUUCACCAGAAAAAUUGUCAUCAAAAAAAUCAUCGCCAUCACUUUACCAAAAAUCAUCGUCGUCGUCGUCACCAACAACGACCGUGACAUUCAACGCAUCAUUGUACAUAUGCAAGUCACGCCACCCCCUACUCAGAGGAUACUUCCUGGAAAGUUGCGUUCAUGACGUCAUGAAGUCAGGUGACCCGGAAAUGACGGUCGUAUCGUACGUUGCGAUGAACGAG